CGCAUGUGCCAGAAAGCUCACAUUGAGGACAAGCGAUUGCAUUACAAGAUAACAAUGGCGUCACAUACAUAGCGCAAGAUGUGGCCUUGACGGCCCGCACCAACUCCGACUUGCGGUUGCUCGCAGCUUUUGUCAACGCUUAGACACCAUCAAGCGCCUCGAUGGUUACGUGCGACUCUCUGAAAGUGUCGGGCCUGCUAUUGUCAUUGGUUAUUGCCGCAACCGCGACGUUCGAGCCAGUUUUGCAACAUGUCACGGUUGCGCGGGGCCAAGUUGGUAACGGGCGGGUCAUUCAGUCUUCAAGGCGACACAUGCUGCAGUCCACCGUGCAAGGCGUCAUCGAAGCGACUCUUAUUACAGCGGAACCGGUGGCAAAUGGCCAAAGUCGUCCAGCUUGUGCAAAUUUUUCACGGUCGACAGCGGCGCUUCCGCUCGCCACAGUUGGCGGUGGUACUGUCAUUGGGAGCGUGGCUGUGUCGUCGGGAGGCAGCUUCGCGCUGGACGGCUCCGCGCGACUGCGCGUGCAGCUCCAGCUGCUGUCCGGUGACACAACGGGCCUGUUUCUGGCAGCACCAUUACAACCCGAGGAUGCCAGCGAGCAGCAGAAGCACAAUGUGCGCAUAGCAGUUGCGAGGCGCGCGCCCACCGCCUGCGAUUCGGCUGAGUACGCGUAUGCUGGGGCCCUGGUGGAUGGUGCGCUGUACGGCGGUGGGGUAACACUCGAGGUGCCGCUCCCGACGUCGCUAUUUGCCUGCUCAGCGUCCGCCGGGGUCGCUGCUUUCCAGCGCUCCCUUUGGCUGAAAGUGGAGGUAGAUUUGGCAGAGCAGCCGAAUGGGGAAGCAUGGUACACUGCAAACGCCGGUGACGUGCGUGACAUUGCCAUACCCAGCAAGCGCUGUCCGUUCACCAGCGUCAAGGGAGAGUGCAACCCAGCCGGCUGCCAGGCACUGGAGGUUGCUGCCAAGGAGGCCGCUGCCGAAGCACAGGCGGAGGCGGAGGCGGAGGCAGCAGCUGCAGCGGCAGCCGCAGCCGCAGCUGCCCAAGCGGAGGCAGAGGCUGCUGCCAAAGCGCAAGCGGAGGUGGAAGCGGCUGCAAGAGCAAAAUCAGAGGCGGAAACUGCAGCUGCAGCGGCAGCCGCAGCCGCAGUGGCCCAGCAGGCAGAGGCAGCAGCAGCUGCAAAAGUUGUCGCCGAGGCAGCCACGGCCGCACAAACAGCUGCUGAAGCGGAAGCAAGGCUGAAGUCGCAGAUGGCAGCGGCAGAGGAAGCGGCAGCAGCGAGCGCACAGGCAGAGGCGCCUGCAGCAGCAACAGCGGCAGCUCCAGCUGCUGCUGGCUCGAUAGCAGGGGCAGGGGCCGCACAAGGCGUGGGGUCAGGCAUGGGUGCCUUGCCUUUAAGUCCUACCCCGGUACCUCAGGUGGUGGACGCCAACGGAGGUGCCGGGGGGUCAUCAUCACUUGCCACAGAGCAGGUCGUGCCGAACAGUGCGGGCGCCGGGGCGCACGCCGCCGCGUCAGGCACCGGUACUGCUAUUGGCAGUAGCAGUGGCGGCGGUGGCAGUGGCAGCAGUAGCCACAGCAGCAGCAGCAGCAGCAGCAGCAGCAGCAGCAGCAGCAGCAAUGGAGACACAGUGGUCAUCGGGGUCGCUGUGGGGGUGGCAGCAGGCACGGUGGUGCUGCUGGCGGUGCUGGCGCUGGCAAUCGUGGGCUUUUACCGUGGCAAGCGGCGGCGCAGCGAGCAAGGUGUCCUCAACCCAUCAAGCCCGGCUGCAACAGCGGGCCACCCUCAGCAGGCAGGCUGGUAUGGCGUGGGUAUGGGCACUGCGGUAGCGAUGCCGGCUGCCUGGGGUGGCGGUGGGGCGUGGCCGCAAGCUGGAGGUGACGGCAAAGGCGAUCUGGCUGGCGCCGCGGCGGGCGAUAUGCGCUCGUCCUCAUACACCGCAGAGGUGGUGCCCUCCUCGCCUGGUUCAUCCGCACGCGCCAGUAGUGUGUUGCUCAAAGUGCCGUCUGGGUGGACUGCCGAAGCCGCCACUGCCACUGCGGCCGGUGCCAGCCAGCUACUGCAUCGGCACGCACCGGCGGCCUCGGACAUGCCUGCAGCAUCCGGUGGGACAGAACCGCGAGCAGCCGGCACUCAGGCUGCAGCCGGGCCUGCUUCACGAGGUGGCAACGGUUUGGGUCGGCUGCGUCAGCAGCUUUGCCUCGGUGGCAGCGCGGGAGAAAGCCAUGCCGCUGGUGCUACCGAUGCCAGCGAUGGCUCCUUCACCAUACCGGAGUGGCAAACGCGGCCUACCGUGCUGCUGACCAUGGCGGAGGAAGGCGCAGACAGGGAUGUUGAGGGCGGUCAUGCGGCCAUCGGCUCUGCCGGAGCCGCGGCAAAUCGCAACGCAGGCGGCUGCCUGCCUCGAAUGCACCACCGGCGCGGCCCCAACAGCAGUGGGCCUGAGUGCCACGGCCCGGAGGUGACAGGCGUAGCGCCGCCGGCGCUGGGGCCGGCAGCGCCGACCAGUUCCGCAGCAGCGGGCGGAGUGGUAGGUUCGGAAGACGGCCUUGGGGCAACACCCUGGCCGCGCCGGGGGUCUGAAGCGGCGCCUGUUGUGUCAAUUGUACUUGAUGGGGCCGAGGCGGGGAGCGGUUAUGGUGCGCAGGGUGGCGGCUGGGAGUUGGAGCUCGGGUGGGAGGGGCCCCGACGGCGGUGGCAGUGGUGGCGCCGCCGCCACACCGCCGGCCCGGCUGGCCGCGACAACAGCGGUGGCAACGCGCUGGCAGUGGCUACAGGGCAGACCCGCGCCGCCGCCCCGGCCGGAUCCGGCCUGGUGAUGCAUGCAGGCAAUGCGACCAUCCACAUUGAACUGGCACCAUGAGUGCAGGAGUCAGGUGCCUGAUCCCCAAUGCACAUGUGGAAAGACUGCUUGCAAUAAAGCUGGUCUGAUGUCGAAUGCAGCGAUGGACCCACAGCUACGAAUGGAAGGCAUUGGUUUGUGUUGUCGUGUCUGUGGCGUGUGGCUACCGCCUGCCCCCCGGGGGUAGCUAUUCUGUCUGUACCACGUCGUGUCGUGGCUGGCGUGGGUGAGAGCGUCUGGUGACGAGUCAGUGGAGUGAGACGUGUCUAGGUGAGCCUCAUAUGGUCCUGCACGGGAGCCGCCAUCUCUCCACCCUGCAGAAGCGCUGUGCAGGUUCGGUCGUAGCAACAUGCUCGAAAUGUCGAAGUGCAUGGCUUGCGGCGCAUGGACAUAUGCAUAUGUUUGCACUCUUCUCCGCACAUGAGAUUGACGCACGUAUUAAGUAGAAUUUGGUGCUGGCAUUUGCAAGACAGAGUACGGCGGCCGACGGAUUAUUGCACGCAAUGCAUGUGACGUGUGAGCGCGUGAAUGCUUAACUUGCUGUGCAUGGCCCGCACGUGCAACACCUAAAGGGUAAUGACCCUUUCGUGCCUUGUAGGUCGUGCGCGGCAACUGCCACUAACUGCUCAACCCGCGGGCAUGCCUGCGAUACGGUAUGAGUACUGCCAAGGUUGAUUAUGUGUUACCUGGUUGACUCGUGGCUGUGAGUAUGACGGCUGUUUUUUUGGAAGUGUGUAGGGGAGCCGCUGCCGUGCCAACCCAGGUGUGGACCAGGGCGCUUGCCUUGAUGUAAUUCCGUAUACUGCCGCAUGUUAACAAUCAACGUUUGGAACACGUGAAGGUUGAGGUUUGGGCCAUUGGGGAGGUUCUCCCACAGCUGGGCCUGCCCCCAGGUCAUGUUUAUGACUUCAUGUGAGGUGUGCCCUGGAAUGGUUGUAUAUCUGAAUAAGGAGGCGGAUUGGUUGUUUGGGACGUUGUCGGUAGGGUGACGCACGACGUGGGCGUGUCGGGCGUGUCGAUGGGCUCUAGUCGGAGCAGGGGAACCGCCACGGAACCUGCCGGCCCCGGUUGCCCAGGUACCCAACACGGUUUGGGCAAUUGCUAUGUGACGGACCAUACGGGAUGGUUGUUGUUUAUUGCAUUUGCCAUGUAUCAAGCAUUAACGAAGGAGUUGGGCGCAGCAAUGUGGGCCAUCAUUAAGUCGUACGUCGACG
This is a messenger RNA of Chlamydomonas reinhardtii, 4054 nucleotides long. RefSeq lists its product as uncharacterized. Gene Ontology annotation, biological process: protein transport. The record is from RefSeq and is a predicted model, not a curated record. Lineage: Eukaryota; Viridiplantae; Chlorophyta; Chlorophyceae; Chlamydomonadales; Chlamydomonadaceae. The transcript is spliced from 4 exons. The coding region runs from base 312 to 2861 and encodes 849 amino acids.